UGGAUAGCGAUAAAGCAGCCACUCGAACAAGUGCCAACUCCCAAAACACUGUCAAUAACACCCACAAGCUGUGCCCUUGAACUAAAUUGCAAAUAAUUGGAUGUUUAGGUCCAUCUAGUGGCUCAUCUUCGAAAAUAGGCCAGGUAAACCAGUCACUAGUCAAACCAGACCGAAUAUCAUGUUUAAAAUACGUUAUUGUGAAUGUAAGCGGGUUUCGGGGCUGUAGACACGCAUUUAAAACAACAUUUCAUUUGAUACAGAUAACCACGUUAAGGUUUAAAAACAUUUUAAUUAAAAACUACAUUUCCCAGCAUCCUUCACUGUGAAGCCCCGACAAAGUGUCGUAAAUCACCCGCUCUGCUUUACGGCAGAAAAUAGGCCAGUGUGGAGAGUAAUGGCAGGAACAGACACGAGAUAGUGCUCGGACUUUACAUUAUUCCAACAUUUAUCAGGUACCGGCAGCCGAACGGACGCCUGUAUUUGUCCUCGUUCGCUGUGAGAGUCUGAUUCCGACCUCGAUUUCCUGUCAUUAUAUUAACUGUAUGCAGUGGAAUGGCUGAAGUGCCGACUGGGCCUAACGCACUGCCUUCAUCCCCGAGCGACAUCACAGCACUGCCCGUGGACGGGUGCACCUUACUGGGGAACGAUGAGGGACUGGAAAUCUUCAUCCCCGGCCCGGGACCACACCAGCACACCGGCGAUCAUAAAGCGAUUGUCAAAUCCAACCAGAACAACGUACACCCUAAUGCGUUAGGCGCUCAGUUCCACUCAGCCCAGCUGAACGGGGUCCAGUGCAACCACGCUCACCUCCAGAACCACGUCCAGCACUGGACGUCCGACUGUCAAAGCGGCGCUUCUGAUCAUCACCCGUACAGCAUCGGCGAAACACAUGUCGAUCACACGGAAAACAACAAUUUAAUCAGAAAUAAACGUUGUAAUGAUAUAUCGCAGAGCCAGUCGUCGCCGAACAACGGGAUACACUGCACUGAUAGAAUGGCGAUCACGGAGAGCAUCUCUUGUCAACUGGAGAAUGAUGUGAGGAGCAGGACUGGUAAGGUGGAUAAGGUUCGAGCAGCAGAGGAAUCAGGCCCGGGCCCGCAUGGCGCUCGAGUAGAGCAGCAGGCGGCGGCGGAUGACAGCGCUCUGGUGGCGGAGAUGUCGAGACUCGCGCUAGAGGAGCAUGACGAGUCCAUCCGAUACGUGAGAUACGAGUCUGAGCUCCAAAUGCCCGAUAUUAUCCGACUCAUAACGAAAGACUUGUCUGAGCCCUACUCCAUAUACACGUAUAGGUACUUUAUUCACAACUGGCCUCAGCUCUGCUUUCUGGCGAUGGUUGAGAAGGACUGUGUUGGUGCCAUUGUAUGUAAGCUAGACAUGCAUAAGAAGAUGUUCCGUCGCGGAUACAUCGCUAUGCUCGCGGUGGACUCCAAAUUUCGCAGGAAAGGCAUUGGCACCAACCUUGUGAAAAAGGCCAUCUUUGCCAUGGUGGAGGGGGAUUGUGAUGAGGUGGUGCUUGAGACGGAGAUCACCAACAAAUCAGCCCUGAAACUCUAUGAGAACCUGGGCUUUGUCAGGGACAAGCGGCUGUUUAGAUAUUAUUUAAAUGGAGUGGACGCACUUCGGCUCAAACUUUGGCUUCGCUAAAUGAAACCAAUGGGUUCUUCAACACUUUCUCCAUCCCUUUGGCCUCUUCCUCUGCCCCAAGCCUCUUUUGGCUCCGAUAAUGACUUCAAUAGAAAGAUGCUUGACCUCAGCUGAGCCACAAAGAGGAAGCUCUGAGGGAAAAUUUAAAAAAUCAUAAUAAAGUGUUUUAUGAACUUUGGGGCAAAAUACAGAGAGGUUAUUGCAAAAAAGAAAGAAAAUAUAUGAAGUCGGAUACUACUAUUACAUUGACACUGAAGAGGACAGGAUGGUGGCUUGGGAACUCAGGUGUCAAUAGCCCGACUGAAGACCACCGUGUAUUUGGGACGGGCUAGGCAGAAUGGGUUGAUGGCAUCUGCGAAAUUAUUUGAGCCGAAAGCAAACAAUGCACCACAUCUGUUGUUACAUUUUUUUUUUAUGAACAAUCACAAAUCGAGGAAUGAAAAUGUGUGUUCAGACCAACUCAAAACUCAAAUCAAUCUUUUUUUUUUCUCUUCUGCUUCUAAAAGAGGGUGCACAGGAGCACUGCAGGUUGUUAUCGUGUUGGAGCCUGCUGCUUUGUGUUGUUUUUGUGCAUAGGGGGGUCUGCGGUUUAUUGAAUGUGUUUAUUUUAUGUUUUGAAAAACACUGAGCAGAGCACUGUCUGCUUUAAAAGUUCGAAAGGAAAUGACAAAUUAGUGUUCUAACAUGUCCUUGACAUGUUAACAAUGUGGACAGCAUCUCUGUAAUUUUAACUCAGUCGUAUUAGCCCGCUCACAAUAUGCCAUAUUGGUUUAUGUGGAUUGUGAUUCUUUUGUGUUUGGGGCAGUUGUUGGAUUCCAUUUUAUGCUACAUACAAAUCUUGUCAUCUCACCAUCUUGUCAUCUUGUCCGAGGGUAUUUAGUGCACCGAGACGAAUGAAAAUUUAUUAUUAAGUGCCCCCCCCCGCCCGCCCCCUAUUUUUUUUUUAUAAUUUUUUUUAAACCACAGCCUUUAUUACAAUUCAACUUGGAUGAUCUCUUUUGAUUUGAUUGAAUUUAUAGGAAUAGUUCACCCAAAAAUGAAAAUUCUCAUUUAACCUCUUGCCAUCCCAAAUGUGUGACUUUCUCUUUUCUGACGUCUCAGCUCUACACUAUGAAAGUGAAUUGUGUCUAGAACUUUGGAGUGCCAAAAAGCACAAGAAGUCAUCAUAAAAGUAACCCAUACGACUCAGGUGGUUAAGUCCAUAUCUUCAGAAGUGAUAUAAUAGGUGUGGGUGAGAAAUACAUCAAUAUUUAAGACUUUUUUAGAAUAAAUCUCAACCUUUGACCAGACCCGACCAUUAGGUGGUGAUAUGUAUGAAGAAUGUAAAUCACCAAAACAAGAAAUAUGAAAUGGAAAGUGGAGAUUUAUAGUAAAAAAGGACUGAAAUAUUAAUCUGUUUCUCAAUCUUACCUAUCAUAUCCCUUCAGAAGACAUGGAUUUAACCACUGCAGUCGUAUGGAUUACUUUUAUAUUUCUUUUUUGUGCUUUUGGGAGCUUCAAAUUUCUGGUCACAAUUCUCUUGCAUUGUAUGGAUUUACAGAGCAGAGUUUUUUUUUUUUCUAAAAAUCUUAAUUUGUCUUUUGGAGAAGAAAGUAAGUCAUACACCUCUGGGAUGGCAUGAGGGUUAGUAAAUGAUGAGAGAAUUUUCUUUUUUUGUGUGAACCAUCCCUUUAAUGAAUGACCACAAGGAUCUGGAACCAUUAUGAAUAUGAGACAGCGAUUAGAUUACCAUUUCUAUUAUUAAUACUGAUCACCUCUGUCACAUGUUUAGUUAUUCAGAUAUGCUAAACCAGGACAAAGGAACCUCAAACAGAUGCACUUCUUAUUUUUGCACUGAUUAAAUAGUGAGUUUGUGCUCAGUAAAAUUCCCUUGUCUGCCACUGCCUUAGUUAAACAUUAGAGGGCAGCAUACAGAACUCACCAGCUCAGUUCCAUUGAACUCGUGGACAGUAACUUUGAAUUUUGAAGUCAUGAAGCAGAUUGAUCAUUUGCAAGACUGCAUUAAGGUGUUUUAAAUCGUGUGUAAGGGAGUUUUUUGUUUUUAUCGGAUUGUGUUUAACAGUGUGAUGUGGCAAUUUGUACAAUCACCCACAGUGUAAAGUAUGUAAGUGUUCCGAAAUUUGUGUUCGUAUUUUCAUUGCCAAUGGGGUAGGCAUCUUAUUUGAUUUUAUGCAAAUGAAAACGAGGCUGUUAAAAGUAGAAGUGCAGUCUCUGUGGUAGUUUGUACCAUACCUUGUCAAACAUCAUUUGAUGUUGAAUAUCCGUCGACAAAAAUUCGACAAUGCUUCUGGUUAUUACAAAUGACCUUACGGCCUACUGAAUGGACUGUACAUCUAUUCCUCACAGCAUUAAUUUAAUUUGCAUAAAAUUUAAAUAGAAAAAAAAAAACAAGGCUGUGAGUUCAAUUGCAUUGUUUUCCUGUCAUGAUGGUGUCUACCCUGACAAAGGUCUGUAGACCCUGUCUUUGCUUCUGCUGCUGGCUCAUGAGUUCUUCUUUGGGUUUGGGGGGAGCUUAUUUUUUCAGGUUUUGAGUGGGAAACGAGAUUUUUGAUUUGCAAAAUGUACAUAUGGAGGCUUGAUUUUUUUGACCAUCAUUUGCAAUUGUUCCCCAUAGAGAUGCUGCGCUCCAUUGAUAAGAAGACUAUUGCUAUUUAAAUUUGCGCUUAAAUACACUGAUAUUACUGAUGGAGUGAAAAAAAGGAAUUGAUGCAUCUAUGUUUGUUUGCUGUUUUGUUUGACUUAUUUUGCCCCAUGUUACAUUGCGGAAUUAUAGCAAGCCCAAAAUACUUUCCAGAAACGUAGUCCCAUUAACAUUAGGGCUCAGGUGUUUCAUUUCUCGUCAGUUCCCCUUUCACUCGACAAGGGCUCCUUUCAAGCACCCAGUGGUUAAAAACCACAGUUUACUUCAAAGCCAACUUGUUUUCACAAGGAAUUGUUUCUUUGAAAGCUUUUAAUUUGUGGACUUAGAUGUUGAAAUGGAGACCUGAGAGUCUUUUUAAUAUGUUUUUGCUUUAAAACACCAUUUGAACAUUCAGCUCUUGAGCGUGCAGAUGUAAGCUCAUCCUGACCUUAAGGGGGUAGUUCAUUAAAAAAUGAAAAGAUAAUUAUACAAUGACAAAUUUGUCAUUUUUGGGUGAGCUGACCCUUUAGUUAAAUUUAAAGCCCCUUACAAAAAGCCAGCCUAGACAGACAAUAAUAAUAAUAAUUGUUUUGGCUACCAAUCAUUUGCCAUCCUUUGCUAUUUUCAUAUGAAAUUAAUACUUGUGUAAAAUUGUGGUUGGUAAAGGCCCUGGUAAUGUUAUUUUGCACUGCCUUUUUUGACUUUGUGGUUUAUUACUGUAAGCAGUACAUCAAAGGUUAUGGCCAUGAACAACUUUAGACUGAACAGCUGGCAGGUUCUAGCUGGGCAAGAUCACGUAUUUAGCGGACAUGGACACUUUUGAAUCUGCAUUUGUGGCUAAUUCUAACCAUCGUAAACGGUGGAAUUGAUGUUGUAGUUAGUGUUGCUCUCUGCUGAUUGGAUGAUGGAGACCUGCACCUCUAACAUAGAUCCAUUGUGUUGGGGUGAAGAGAGACCAUUUGCAUGUUGACUACAUUUUUUUCCACCCUUUUUCCCACUCUCACCCCUGACAAAAUGUCUUGCAAGUUUCUUCUUUUCAAGUGAACAACAGACCUGGUUUAAAAAUUCUAAAUAAAUUAUUUGAUUUUUAAGCAAAUGUAGUAUUCUUUUUUUUUCAAAAGGAGAGUUUGGAGCUCAAACUUUGUCAACAUGAAAUCAAAAUUGACCCUACUUAAAUGCAGGUGUGUUUUGCCAAUCAUUAUUACAUAUUUCGGGUCUUUAGUAUAUCACAAAUGGAUCUACAAAAUGCCCAGAGAGUGUAAAAAAUGUCAAAGCAUUCUCAAGGCAAUUAGAAAAUAGUAGAUUAGAAUAUAUUUGAUGUUUUAUUUUUCCCUUGUUAAAGAGUCGAUGCCACAAAUUAUAGAUUAGGGUUCAUUUUUUAACUUGUUGCACAGCACAUCAACGUGAUAUAGUACUCAUUUGUAUUAAUAUAGCAUUCAUUUUAUGUUAUAAACAAAGCAAUAGAUAUAAUGUAAUAGUAAACUUGUAUAGAUAUGAAAUAAUCACAAAAAUAUUAUUUACGAUAGCGCAAAAUAUAUUGCAACACUAUUACAUAUCUCUGGUCACUAACAAUCCUAAAAUGUUUGGUAAGUAAGCAAUUUAUUAUUGUUACACAUUUCAUAAGAGAACAUUUGAGAAAUACUAAAGAGGUGUGGGUAUAACUGGAUGAGGUAAAGGGGAUGGAAUGAGGUCCAGGUCACUUAAAGACCUAUGGUUUGCAUUUAAGGGUUAAUAAACCUUACUGGUUUUACAUUUUAAGAAUUUCCUGAAAAACAAAACCGAGAUUAUUUAACAGAGAUGGGUCACUUCUAUGAAAAUGAAUAGGAGAAAUUGGAAUGCCCAACAGCCAAUGUAGAAAGGAGGUCCUGCCUUACAGGUAAAAAGCCAUUCACCUUUUGAUAGAGACAUCGCCUGUGUUUAUUAGCUAUACAACCUGGAAAAUUUCGUUUCUUAGCUUAAUUUGAGAUAAUGAAGCACAAUUUAUGAUACCAGUGUAGUCAGAUUUUACUGCUGAUUUGAAAUAUUUUCUCAGAGAUGUCUUUUCCCAUUCAAGUAGGAGUUGCUCUUGUAUGCUGCUUGUUUACAUAGAAAAAUAGCUGCCUGGGAGUGUUCCAAAGAUGGCCGCUUAGUGAACUGACUUGCAAGAAAGACUUUGGUAACAUCAAUUUAGAUUUUUGUUGAUUUUCCAGUAUCACUCAGAAAUGUAAUGCUGCCUUUUAAAGGGGUCAAGAAAAGGCUUUUAUUGUUAAUUAUUUUAAUAUGGUUGCACAAAAAGCAAUCAUAGUUGUAAGACAUGAUAUUUAUUUAUUUUAUUUAUUUUAUUUUAUUUGACCCUGUAUCAGAAACUCUGUUUUGGUGCUGCUUCUCCAAUAAGACUUGACAGUAAACACCCCCAGUUAUGACUGGCUCUUGACUGACCUGCUCUCUCCUUGCCAUCUUACUGCUCGGCCCAUUGUACAAAGGAGUUUUUUGCUGAUAGGCAGCAGAUGCCCUAAUCCUAACCAGAUGUAGCCUGUAAGGCCGAGUAGCCUACCAGGAAAAAUGAAUGGCACCUUUCACCCAUCACACACUGCUCACCACUACUGAGCAGGGCUACAGAAGUGAUGAGGUAAAGUAGGUAUUGAUGUGUUGUUGUGGAGGCAGUCAGGUGCACAUAUACCACAGUGUGACAUCACAAUAUGGAGGAAGUAGACAACGAGUCGUUUUGGCUGCUUAGUUUCAACAAAUGCUCUUUUUGCAGUGAAGAAGUUUUAAGUUCUGAAACUUACAGUAUGUUUUUAUAGCAAAAUGGCCUCUUAUAUGUUAAAAGAUAAAGGAAAAUGUUAUUCCUCAUGUUAUGACCCCUUGUAAAUGAUAUCUUCAUUUGUGUCAUUGGUGUGAUUUAUUUGGUAUGGGUUCUUUUGAAAUUAUCUUAUUUAUUUGUCAGGGACACUACACAUUAUUCAAACAUCUCACUGAUGUAAAUGUGCCAGAUUUAACAAACAAAAAGGCUGUCUCGGCACAGAUGAAAAAUGUUAAGUCAUUUGAUAAUUCUAGGUUUUCAGUAUGGAAUUCAAAUAUUUAGUAAGAAGAAAUUAACAAUUUGUCAUCACAACAGUUCUACAACUGUAUUCAGACACCGUCUCUUAAUUAGUUGUCUUAGAAUACCAGAGACACUUGAUUAUUCGUGGAUGUUAAUUUGUGUUCAUGAUUCUACUCAUUUCAAUUUGUGUUAAAAUUCAUUUUUGUUGAAGAGGAGACAGCUGUACUCAAAAACCACCACAAUGUUUAUUUUAACAUAAUUACAUUAAACUGAUUCACAUGACACAAGAAAGAAGGUUUUCUAUUCCUCAGACUAUAUACAUAGAGACCACAUGUUCUGUGGGCAAGGGACAUGUGAGCAGGUAGUGCUUUACAUGUUCUUACAUGUAUCUUUUAGGGCUCUUUGGUUUGCAUAAUAGCUGCCACAUCUGAACAGCCUCCAAAAAGUUUGUUUUUUAAACUAUUCAUAUUGAUUUGACAUCAUUGUACCAUGUUUCUUGUUCAAACACGAUUGCAUCGUGUUAAACUGACUUGAAUAGGUGACUCUUUGGGUUGACUCAAUGUUUUAAUUUUGAAAGAACAUGUUUCAGUCAAGUAGCUCAACUGGCUGCAGGAAGUAAACAGCUGGGUCUCAGUCGACAGCAGUCAUCAAGUGUUUCCAUUUGAAGAGAUUUACAACUAAUUAAAUUGCCAUUUUAUUAUUUUGAGUUUAACUGUUUUAAUGUUUUAAUGGGAGCACUGCAAGGAUUAUUGGAGUUAAUUUCACUUAAGCAUAAUUUAUAUAAUUAAUUUAAAUGGUUUCUAUGACUUUAGUUUUUGCUUGACCAGAUUACCUUCUUUUAUAAGUACAAUCAAUGAUUAUUGUUGUUUUUUAAUUCUGUUUUUUGUCUUUCAUUGCUCUAUUUUGUCAAAAUACACUGAAUUACACCAAUUAAAAAGGAUUUGGUCUGAGCUGAAUAAAGCACAUUCUACUGUUUGUGUUUUGUGGUGACAAAAUGAACUUACUGUGCAUAGAAAGAACCAAUUAACAUCUAAAAUGUUGAUGUGAUUGUGUAAAGCAACA
This is a messenger RNA of Xyrauchen texanus (razorback sucker), 8348 nucleotides long. Its product is annotated as N-alpha-acetyltransferase 30-like. Lineage: Eukaryota; Metazoa; Chordata; Actinopteri; Cypriniformes; Catostomidae. Bases 553 to 1644 code for a protein of 363 amino acids. The record is from RefSeq and is a predicted model, not a curated record. Gene Ontology annotation, molecular function: protein-N-terminal amino-acid acetyltransferase activity. Gene Ontology annotation, biological process: N-terminal peptidyl-methionine acetylation. The transcript is spliced from 4 exons. Gene Ontology annotation, cellular component: NatC complex.